This is a messenger RNA of Danaus plexippus (monarch butterfly), 6327 nucleotides long. RefSeq names its product myosin heavy chain, muscle (gene Mhc). The record is from RefSeq and is a predicted model, not a curated record. Gene Ontology annotation, cellular component: myosin complex. NCBI's taxonomy places the organism in Eukaryota, Metazoa, Arthropoda, Insecta, Lepidoptera, Nymphalidae. The transcript is spliced from 25 exons. Gene Ontology annotation, molecular function: cytoskeletal motor activity; ATP binding; actin filament binding. Bases 63 to 5906 code for a protein of 1947 amino acids.
GCAGGCUCCAGGGCUGUGUUCUCGUGUCUCAACUAGCCCAAAAGUCUCGUUAGCCCUCCGAAAUGCCGAAGCCACAAGUUCAAGAGGGCGAGGACCCCGAUCCGACUCCAUACCUGUUCGUUUCUCUCGAACAGAAACGUAUCGACCAAAGCAAGCCCUACGAUGGUAAGAAGGCUUGCUGGGUGCCCGACGAGAAGGAGGGCUUCGUCCAGGGUGAAAUCAAGGCCACCAAGGGAGAGCUGGUGACAGUCAACCUGCCCGGAGGCGAGACCAAAGACUUCAAGAAGGACCUAGUUGCCCAAGUCAACCCGCCUAAGUACGAAAAAUGCGAGGAUAUGUCCAACUUGACAUACCUCAACGACGCUUCAGUUUUGUAUAACUUGAAGCAAAGAUAUUACCAUAAACUUAUUUACACGUACUCCGGUCUCUUCUGUGUGGCCAUCAACCCUUACAAGAGAUUCCCCGUGUACACUACACGAUGCGCCAAGCUCUACCGUGGCAAGCGCCGUUCAGAGGUGCCACCCCACAUCUUCGCCAUUUCCGACGGCGCUUACGUCAACAUGUUGACCAACCACGAGAAUCAAUCUAUGUUGAUUACCGGUGAGUCUGGUGCUGGUAAGACUGAAAACACGAAGAAGGUAAUUGCUUACUUCGCUACCGUCGGUGCGUCUCAAAAGAAGGAUCCUACCCAGGAGAAGAAGGGAUCCCUGGAAGACCAGGUCGUACAAACUAACCCUGUGCUUGAAGCCUUUGGUAACGCCAAGACUGUGCGUAACGACAACUCUUCCCGUUUCGGUAAAUUCAUCCGUAUCCACUUCGGACCCUCUGGAAAACUGGCUGGUGCUGACAUAGAAACCUAUCUGCUUGAGAAGGCUCGUGUCAUCUCCCAACAGUCCCUUGAGCGUUCCUACCACAUCUUCUACCAGAUGAUGUCCGGUUCCGUCCCUGGACUCAAGGCACUGUGUCUUUUGUCUAACGACGUAAUGGACUACAACAUCGUAUCACAAGGCAAGACUGUAAUCCCUGGCGUCGACGACGGCGAGGAAAUGAAACUUACAGACCAAGCUAUGGACGUUCUUGGUUUUACCCAAGAAGAAAAGGACAAUGUAUACAAGAUCACCGCCGCUGUAAUGCACAUGGGUUGUAUGAAGUUCAAGCAGAGGGGUCGUGAGGAACAGGCAGAAGCUGACGGCACUGAGGAUGGUGACAAGGUUGCCAAGCUCCUCGGAGUCGAUUGUGCGGAUUUAUACAAGAACUUGCUGAAGCCUCGCAUCAAGGUCGGAAACGAGUUCGUCACCCAGGGUCGUAACAAGGACCAGGUCAUCAACUCCGUCGGUGCCCUUUGCAAGGGUGUGUUCGAUCGUCUGUUCAAGUGGCUCGUGAAGAAGUGUAACGAAACUCUAGACACCAAGCAGAAGAGACAACACUUCAUUGGUGUACUGGAUAUUGCUGGUUUCGAGAUCUUCGACUACAACGGUUUUGAACAACUCUGCAUUAAUUUCACCAAUGAGAAACUCCAGCAAUUCUUUAACCACCAUAUGUUCGUGUUGGAGCAAGAAGAAUACCAACGCGAAGGCAUCGAAUGGACUUUCAUUGACUUUGGCAUGGAUCUUCAGAAUUGCAUUGACCUUAUAGAAAAGCCUAUGGGUAUCCUCUCAAUUCUUGAGGAAGAGUCUAUGUUCCCUAAAGCUACCGAUCAAACCUUCGUUGAAAAGUUGAACAACAACCACUUGGGUAAAUCUGCUCCUUACCUGAAGCCCAAACCCCCCAAGCCUGGUUGUCAAGCCGCCCACUUCGCCAUCGGUCACUACGCCGGAAAUGUCGGCUACAACAUCACUGGAUGGCUUGAGAAGAACAAGGAUCCCCUUAACGACACUGUCGUAGACCAAUUCAAGAAGGGUAGCAACAAACUGUUAGUCGAGAUCUUUGCUGAUCAUCCCGGACAGUCCGGUGACGCCGGUGGUGGUGGUGGCAAGGGGGCUGGUGGCAAGCGUGCCAAGGGUUCUGCAUUCCAGACCGUAUCAUCACUUUACAGGGAACAACUGAACAACCUGAUGACCACUCUGAGGUCGACCCAACCUCACUUCGUACGUUGUAUCAUUCCCAAUGAAACGAAGACUCCUGGUCUCAUCGACUCUCACCUUGUUAUGCACCAGCUGACCUGUAACGGUGUGCUUGAAGGCAUCCGUAUUUGCCGUAAAGGUUUCCCCAACAGGAUGGUAUAUCCCGACUUCAAGCUCCGCUACAAGAUCCUGGCUCCACAAGCCUGCGCUAAGGAAUCUGACCCUAAGAAAAUCGCCCAAGUCAUUUUGGAUACAACUGGCUUGGAUGUCGAGUCAUACCGUCUGGGUCACACGAAGGUAUUCUUCCGUGCCGGUGUCUUGGGUCAGAUGGAAGAGUUGCGUGACGAUAGGCUGUCCAAGAUUAUCUCUUGGCUCCAAGCAUACAUCCGUGGUUACCUGUCCCGUAAGGAAUACAAGAAGUUGCAGGAACAGAGAUUGGCUCUCCAAGUUGUCCAGCGCAACUUGCGCAAGUACUUGCAGCUCCGCACCUGGCCAUGGUGGAAACUCUGGCAGAAGGUCAAGCCUCUUCUCAACGUCACCCGCAUCGAGGAUGAAAUCGCGAAAUUGGAAGAGAAAGCACAAAAGGCCCAGGAAGCCUUCGAAAAGGAAGAGAAACUCCGAAAGGAAGUUGAGGCCCUUAACAGCAAGCUUCUGGAAGAGAAGCAAGCCCUUCUGUCUACACUUGAGGGAGAGAAGGGUUCUCUUUCCGAGACCCAAGAGCGUGCUGCUAAACUCCAGGCCCAAAAGGCUGACCUCGAGAGUCAACUUAGGGAUACUCAAGACCGUCUUACUCAAGAAGAAGAUGCCCGUAACCAACUCUUCCAAGCCAAAAAGAAGUUGGAGCAGGAAGUCUCCGGUCUUAAGAAGGACAUUGAAGACCUCGAACUUUCCGUCCAGAAGUCUGAACAGGAUAAGGCAACUAAAGACCACCAAAUCCGCAACUUGAAUGAUGAGAUCGCCCACCAGGACGAGCUCAUCAACAAACUCAACAAGGAAAAGAAACUCCAAGGUGAAUCCACUCAGAAGACAGCUGAAGAGUUGCAGGCUGCUGAAGACAAGGUCAACCACCUCAACAAGGUUAAGCAAAAGCUUGAGCAAACUCUUGACGAACUCGAGGACUCUCUUGAGCGUGAGAAGAAACUCCGCGCUGAUGUUGAGAAACAGAGGAGGAAGGUUGAGGGUGACCUUAAACUUACACAAGAGGCUGUUUCCGAUCUUGAACGCAACAAGAAGGAGCUCGAACAGACCAUCCAACGCAAGGACAAAGAAAUCUCUUCCCUUACUGCCAAGCUUGAGGACGAACAGUCUUUGGUUAGCAAGGUUCAGAAACAAAUCAAGGAACUGCAGGCCCGUAUCGAAGAAUUGGAAGAGGAAGUCGAAUCCGAACGUCAAGCUCGCGCAAAGGCUGAGAAACAACGUGCUGACUUGGCUCGCGAACUCGAAGAGUUGGGUGAGCGUCUUGAGGAAGCUGGUGGUGCAACCUCUGCUCAAAUCGAGCUUAACAAGAAGCGUGAAGCCGAGCUUAGCAAGCUUCGUCGGGACUUGGAGGAAGCUAACAUUCAACAUGAGUCUACCCUCGCUAACCUUCGCAAGAAGCACAACGAUGCUGUUGCGGAGAUGGGCGAGCAGCUAGACCAGCUUAACAAACUUAAGGCUAAGGCUGAGAAAGAGCGUUCUCAAUACUUUAGCGAAGUCAAUGACCUUCGCGCCGGUCUCGACCACUUAUCCAACGAAAAGGCUGGCCAAGAGAAGAUCGUCAAACAACUGCAACACCAACUUAAUGAAGUACAAGGUAGAGCUGAUGAGGCCAACCGUACCCUCAAUGACUUGGACGCCGCCAAGAAGAAGUUGUCCAUCGAGAACUCUGACCUUCUCCGUCAGUUGGAGGAGGCCGAGUCCCAGGUGUCUCAGCUAUCUAAGAUCAAGGUGUCGCUUACCACUCAGUUGGAAGACACCAAGAGGCUUGCUGACGAGGAGGCUAGGGAACGUGCCACCCUUCUCGGCAAGUUCCGCAACCUCGAGCACGACUUGGACAACAUUCGUGAACAAGUUGAAGAGGAAGCCGAGGGCAAGGCUGACUUACAACGCCAAUUAUCUAAGGCCAACGCUGAAGCUCAAUUAUGGCGUUCCAAGUACGAGUCUGAAGGUGUCGCUCGCUCCGAAGAACUUGAGGAAGCCAAGCGCAAACUCCAGGCCCGUCUUGCUGAAGCCGAAGAGACCAUUGAGUCCCUCAACCAGAAGGUCGUUGCUCUCGAAAAGACCAAGCAACGUCUUGCCACCGAAGUCGAGGACCUGCAACUCGAGGUUGACCGUGCUACCGCUAUUGCUAACGCAGCUGAGAAGAAACAGAAAGCCUUCGACAAGAUCAUUGGAGAAUGGAAACUUAAGGUUGAUGACCUGGCAGCUGAACUUGAUGCUAGCCAGAAGGAAUGCCGCAAUUACUCUACCGAACUGUUCCGUCUCAAGGGUGCCUAUGAAGAAGGACAGGAACAACUUGAAGCUGUCCGCCGUGAAAACAAGAACCUUGCCGAUGAAGUUAAGGACUUGCUUGACCAAAUCGGUGAAGGUGGUCGCAACAUUCACGAAAUUGAGAAGGCUAGGAAACGUCUUGAAGCCGAGAAAGAUGAACUCCAAGCUGCUCUCGAGGAGGCUGAAGCUGCUCUUGAACAAGAAGAAAACAAGGUCCUCCGUGCUCAACUUGAGUUGUCUCAAGUCAGACAAGAGAUUGACAGGAGAAUCCAAGAGAAGGAAGAGGAAUUCGAAAACACCCGCAAGAACCACCAACGUGCCCUGGACUCUAUGCAAGCUUCCCUCGAAGCAGAAGCCAAGGGUAAGGCUGAGGCCCUACGCAUGAAGAAGAAGUUAGAAGCCGAUAUCAAUGAACUUGAAAUCGCUCUUGACCACGCUAACAAGGCUAACGCUGAAGCACAGAAGAACAUUAAGCGCUACCAAGGACAAAUCAAGGACCUCCAGACAGCUCUUGAAGAGGAACAACGUGCUCGUGAUGACGCUCGUGAACAGCUUGGUAUCUCAGAACGUCGUGCCAACGCUCUUCAGAAUGAACUUGAAGAGUCUCGUACUCUUCUUGAACAGGCUGACCGUGCUCGCCGCCAGGCUGAACAAGAACUUGGCGAUGCUCAUGAACAGCUUAAUGAGUUAUCUGCCCAGAACGCUUCACUGUCUGCAGCCAAGAGGAAACUUGAAUCUGAGCUCCAGACCCUUCACUCUGACCUCGACGAACUUCUCAAUGAAGCUAAGAACUCUGAAGAGAAGGCAAAGAAGGCUAUGGUUGAUGCCGCCAGGCUUGCUGACGAACUCCGCGCUGAACAGGAGCACGCUCAGACCCAGGAGAAACUCCGUAAAGCCCUUGAACAACAAAUCAAGGAAUUGCAAGUCAGGCUUGACGAGGCUGAGGCCAACGCACUUAAGGGAGGAAAGAAGGCCAUCCAGAAACUCGAACAGAGGGUACGAGAACUCGAGAACGAGCUCGACGGCGAACAAAGGAGACAUGCUGAUGCCCAGAAGAACCUGCGUAAGGCUGAAAGACGCAUUAAGGAACUGUCCUUCCAAGCUGAGGAAGACCGCAAGAACCACGAGCGUAUGCAAGACCUUGUUGACAAACUGCAACAGAAGAUCAAGACCUACAAGAGGCAGAUCGAGGAAGCCGAAGAAAUCGCCGCCCUCAACUUGGCUAAAUUCCGCAAAGCACAACAAGAGCUUGAGGAAGCCGAGGAAAGGGCAGACCUUGCUGAGCAGGCCAUUAGCAAAUUCCGUGGCAAGGGACGUGCGGGAUCUGCUGCGAGAGGAGUCAGUCCGGCGGCGUCCGUUAAAGGGCGUCCAUAGAUCACCACUGGAUAAAUCCCCAACGCCAGCGCCCCGCCCACGACGGCUUCGGCACCUUCCCACCAAGGUUCGACCUGGCGCUUGAAAACGAUUUUUAAACGUUCCAAAACAGAAAAUAAACACGGACUGUACAGAUCGUUACCAUUCUAUAUUAUAACAGUGUUAAAAUGUGAAAAUGUAUUAAAUUGCGCCCAAAAUUUUUUUAGCUCUAUUAAUGUUUUUACGAAAGGUUAUUUUGUAACUUGUUGAUAUUUAUUUAUAAUUAUUUAUUACCGUGAUGUAUGUUCGCGGCUCGGUUCGGGUGUGCGAUCUCCCGAUCCCCAGAGACACACCUGACAACUUCACACGGAGCAGUUCGCACACCCCUCCCUCGCCAUUUUGACAUCCAAUAAAGAGAUAUCGUUGUCAUAAAUAUAAAUAA